AUGCGUGGUGGAGGUAUCAUAAAGUGCGGAGGCUCCUACAGCGAGCCUCGGCCGGUCUCCGCGCCACUAUCUUGCCGCAUUCCACCAAGCCGAAGCCAAGGCGCGCCCCGCGCGUGCCUUCAUGCCUUCGCCGACCCACGCGCCCGCGCCUGCUUCGCUUCACUCAGUCGCUUCUACGCGCUUAUAGAGAUUAUGCGCAUUGCCACUGCGCUCCUAUGUUACCGGUUGUGA
Molecule: messenger RNA, 231 nt
Organism: Pieris macdunnoughi
Lineage: Eukaryota; Metazoa; Arthropoda; Insecta; Lepidoptera; Pieridae
Source: the annotation of a GenBank genome assembly